AUCCAAGGACCUUGUUUCUUUGCCACCCCCGCCCGCCGAUCCAUCGCCCCGGCCUGCCACACCUGGCCGCUCUACUUCUGUAUAUAUAGGAGGAGCCUCCCACGCGGACUGCGAGGACCAACGUACCCAGCUAUCCAUCCAUCCGCUCACCGAUCGCCAUGGCCGUGGACGCGCAGCACCUCCUCUUCGCCACUGGCCAACACCAGCCUCCCUCCGCCGCCCUCGGGCGGCCGGGCGGGGCUAUGCCGAUGAUGGGUGGAGCCGCGGCUCCAGCGUUCUCGCCAUGUUACGGCGGCGUCGCCGUGGGGAGCCACCAGCAGCAGCAGGCCUACCUGUCAUCGUCGUCGUCGCAGUACAUGGGCCUCGUCCCGGCGCCGGCGCCGCAGCAACCGUCGGCGGGAGGGCAGCAGGAUCAGUACACGGAGUUCCUCGCGCUAGCCGCGGCCGAUCUCGCCAAGAGGGGCGUCAGCCUCCACGGCGCCCAGGAAAUGGUCGCCGGCUACAAGAGGAAGCGCGACGACCACUCGUCGCCGGCGAGCGUCCUAGCGGCCCACGCGCAGCAGCAGGCGGCCGCCGUCGACCGCGUCCUGCUCAAACACGCGGCCAACAUGUGGACGGCUCUGGCGGAGCAGCGGAAGAGGCACGCGCGGCUCAUCCUCUCCACCGUCGAGGCCCGGGCGGCGAAGCGGCUCAAGGCCAAGGACGAGGAGAUCGACCGGCUCAGGGGCUUGAACUGGGCGCUCGAGGACAGGCUCAGGAACCUCUACGUCGAGGCGCAGAUGUGGCGCGACAUGGCGCAGUCCAGCGACGCCGCCGCCACCGCGCUCCGCGCCGACCUGCAGCGGGCGCUCGACGCGCAGGCGGUCCGUGGCGGCGGCAUCGGCGGCGACGCGGAAGACACCGGGUCCUGCUGCUGGGGGGACAACAACCGCGGGGACCAGGAGGAGGAGGAGGUCAGGACGCCGGUGGCGACGGUCGUCGGGACGUGCAAGGGGUGCGGCGAGGGCGACGCCGUCGUGCUGAUGCUGCCGUGCAGGCACCUCUGCGUGUGCGCGUCGUGCGCGGCCACGGCGCCGGCGUGCCCGGCCUGCGGGUGCGCCAAGAACGGCACCGUCUGCGUCAACUUUUCCUGAUGCGGGCAAGGAAUAGUUUAGAGUCGACUUUUUUUUUUACUCUCUUAUAUAUGAAACUUGGUAGAGUCGACUUUGUAGUUUUGUACCCUUCUCCUGUUUUUUUUUUUUCCUUAGAUAGAUAGAUGGGGGGUGCAUCAUAGCGCGAUGGUUGGUCGAAUGACCUCGCUUAGAGAGGAUGAGUGCCCCCCAACUCCUUUCUUCGGUUUAGUUUAGCUUUUCUUCUCAAGAUGUUGGAUCAAUUGUUCAACAAGCUGAGAAAAAGUUCUGAAUAUUGCAUAUCAGUGCUUUAAACUCAAGGACAUUUCAUAAACUUGUUGUGUCCCUGUUUUUAGAUCAAGGGAAAGCUAUGGUACAACAGGAGGGCGACGACGAGGGCUAAUUUGUCGUGACUUAGGUGACCGCUUGACCAAAGCUGUGGUGGUUUGUCGUGACUAAGGUGACCGCUUGACCGGGGCGACGGGAGAUCGUGCCAACAAUGAGUGCGUCAGCCUAGAGAAACUGCAAGCAAGGAGGAUGGCAUAUGUGGUUGUCACGAGGCAACCGAGGCACGGAGAGGGAGGGGCGGGGGAGGAAGGUCGUAUGUCUCGCUGCAUGUGAAGAAAGGCUAACUAGGGUUUAGUUCACCUUUUCUUCUCAAGAUGUUGGAUCAAUUGUUCAACAAGAUGAGAAAAAGUUCUGAAUA
Lolium perenne is the source of this 1815-nucleotide messenger RNA. Its product is annotated as E3 ubiquitin-protein ligase BOI. The record is from RefSeq and is a predicted model, not a curated record. Gene Ontology annotation, biological process: regulation of programmed cell death. NCBI's taxonomy places the organism in Eukaryota, Viridiplantae, Streptophyta, Magnoliopsida, Poales, Poaceae. Gene Ontology annotation, molecular function: ubiquitin-protein transferase activity.